AUGCAAAGUGGAAGAACAGAUAAGGCACUUCAAAUACUUCGUGAAAUGCAGCAGUCAGGUGCAAAACCAAAUAAAAUCACAAUCACCAGUGUGUUACCUACUUGUAUAGAUCUAGGAAGCAUAAGAAGAGGUGCAGAGAUUCAUGGUUUUAUCAUUCGCCGUUUAUUUUCGGAAGAUGAGACAGUCUCCACUGCUUUGGUACUCAUGUAUGCUAAAUGUGGUGACCUGGAACUAUCCAAAAGAGUCUUCUAUAUGAUGCCAAAAAAAGAUACUAUUGCUUGGAAUACAAUGAUUAUUGGAAAUUCAAUGCAUGGGAAAGGAGAGGAAGCUUUGAUGCUUUUUCAUCAAAUGGUAAGUUUGGGGAUGAAACCCAACUCUGUUACUUUUACUGGCGUGCUAUCGGGUUGCAGCCAUUCACAGCUGGUAGACGAGGGUCUUUUGAUCUUUUACUCAAUGAGCAAGGAGCAUGGAAUUGAACCUGAUGCAGAACAUUAUUCGUGCAUGGUUGAUGCUCUAAGCCGUGCUGGUCGCCUAGAACAGGCAUAUAAUUUUAUCCAAAACAUGCCCCUGAAACCAACUACUAGUGCUUGGGGAGCAUUGCUUGGUGCAUCUAGAGUAUACAAGAACGUGGAAUUGGCACGAGCUGCCGGAAAACAACUGUUGGAGAUUGAGCCAGAAAAUGCUGGGAACUAUGUUUUGUUGUCCAACAUCUAUGAAGCAGCCAAACUACGAGAGGAGGCCUCAGAAAUUAGGAAAUUGAUGAGAGAAAGAGGAAUUAUUAAACUUCCUGGUUGUAGUUGGAUUCAAGUGAAAGACAAAGUGCAUACCUUUGUUGUCGGUGACAAGAAUAAUGCUCAGACUGCAGAGAUUAACAGCUUUUUGGCUGAAAUAGGUGAAAAGAUGAGGUUAGCCGGGUAUUUACCCUGUACAGACCUUGUUGGCCAAGAUCUUGAUGCAGAGGAGAAGGAAUACAGUUUGUGCAAUCAUAGUGAGAGGCUUGCUGUUGCCUUUGGGAUUCUUAAUUUGGAUGGUGCAUCGUCAAUUAGGGUGUUCAAAAACUUGAGAAUAUGUGGAGAUUGCCAUAAUGCCAUUAAGUAUUUAGCCAAAAUUGUUGGAGUGCAGAUCAUUGUGAGAGAUCCUCUAAGGUUUCACCAUUUUAAGGAUGGGUUAUGCUCCUGUAGAGAUUUUUGGUGA
Messenger RNA from Nicotiana tabacum (common tobacco), 1194 nucleotides. Its product is annotated as pentatricopeptide repeat-containing protein At1g20230-like. Gene Ontology annotation, molecular function: protein binding; RNA binding; zinc ion binding. NCBI's taxonomy places the organism in Eukaryota, Viridiplantae, Streptophyta, Magnoliopsida, Solanales, Solanaceae. The record is from RefSeq and is a predicted model, not a curated record. Gene Ontology annotation, biological process: RNA modification.